AAUGCCCGUCGAUGAUGAAGGUUGCAGCCGAGAUAACACCGAUGAUGGGGAGGAGAAGGAGGAAGUCGAUGAGGUUUUUGGACCUGUACCACCUUGGGAACAGAAGACGAAAGCAGAUGAUGAUGACUACGCCGAACGAUUAAUGCGUGUGGAAGCACAGCAGGCUAGCAAGGGAGCAACAAGCAAACGACCCGAAUGGAUGACGCAGUUACCAAAACGACUCACUGGCUAUGGUUUAACAGCUCGAACGUUUUCUAACAUCAAAGAUUCACCGGGGAGCGAAGAAGCUAAGCGUGCAUGGACAGAAACCUUAGAGGAGAAGAAAAAACGUUUGGAGAGCGGUACGCCGUCAUCUAUCGCUGGACCAAGCGGAUUAUCUUUGGAGGUACAAGGUGAAGCGAAUGCUGAUGCUGCGCAAGCUCGACGUGCUGCGGUUUUUGAAGUAAUUUUUUCUCAAAAUUUUGUAAAAUAUGUUUUUUGCAUUCUCAAAUUCUGGUCUUUUUUUUGUGCUCUUCAGUUUCGUAGAACUAGGAAUUUUCGUCUCACCUCAGCACAUUUCGUUGUCCAUGCAACUGGCGCUCUUAAAAUAGUUUAUAUGCGGUUGAAAAAGAAAGGAAAGAAAGAGCUGGAGGGCUGGAGGCCCUUUCUUUCCUUUCUAUUUCAACCAUUUAUAAACAAUUUUAAGAGUGCCCGCUGCACGGACAACGAAAUGUGCCGUUUUAAGUGA
Molecule: messenger RNA, 727 nt
Organism: Gongylonema pulchrum
Lineage: Eukaryota; Metazoa; Nematoda; Chromadorea; Rhabditida; Gongylonematidae
Source: the annotation of a GenBank genome assembly